GGUAGUGUGUGCAGUUCGGUUGUGGCUAUGACGUGCUGAGUGCCCACUGGAGUAAGUGUCGCUUACAGGAAUCCAGGACGAGUGGUACAGAUAUCGCCGAGAGAGUGAGGCUUGCAGACACAGUCUUAUGACUUUGUUCAGCCGGGCAUGAGAAAGAACGGGAGACAGGGGGAAAAGUGAGCCAGUGGGAUAUUGCAUCUUUGAUCCUGGCAGAAUCAAAGCUCACGAUAAGCAUCAUCAUGUGUUCCCUCUCAAUCCUCAACUUGUUACUGUACUUGCUGUUCACCGUGAGAAGGGCCUGUCCUUUUCAGGACUCCAUCAGGCAACUGAACACAGAGUUUGCUCGAAACCUUUACCGAAAAUUGACAGAGGGCGAGGAAUACCGCAACAUCAUCAUAUCCCCAGCAGGGGUCAGUAUCGCACUAGAACUGCUACAGUUGGGAGCGAAAGGAAACACCUUCAUGCAGUUGGAAAACGCAUUGGGAUACACUGUUCACGACGCGGGGGUACGACGUUUCUUGCAGAGUGUUUACGGGGACCUGGCAAACUCCACUCUCAGCCCCGCAGUCCGAGUCGCCUGCGGCCUGUUUGUGGAGGCCGGCAUGCAGCUUUCUUCACCUUUCUCGGACGACACAGCUGCCUGGCUAAACGGAAGCUUACACCGAGUGAAUCUCGGCAAUCCCAACGAAACGGCAAUGCUGAUCAACAAGUGGGUCACCACCGAGAGCCAAGGUGAAAUUAAAGAUUUCAUGCCACAACCCAUGGCAAGUGCAUCACUUACACAGAUUGCAGUUAUUAGCACCAUGUAUUUUAAAAGCACGUGGGAGAAUCCAUUUUCAACAUUGCAGACCCGGCAGCUCUCAUUCACCAGGGCAGAUGGCUCUGUCAUUAAAGUGCCCAUGAUGUAUCAAACCUCAGCAGUAAACUAUGGCCAAUUUAAGACUGGGAGUAAUCAGAGGCUUAAAGUGAUUGAACUCACCUACCUGGAACAUGCAGUAAGCAUGCUCAUUGUCAUUCCCAGUGAAAGAGAAAACCCCAUCUCCUCUGUAGAACCACAAAUCACAGCUCACACACUGUCAGCAUGGACAAAUAGCAUGAGAAGAAUGAAAAUGGAAGUUUUCUUACCCAAAUUUAAAGUUCAAAGUAAGUUCAACCUUAAGACGGUACUGACCACUCUGGGAAUCACUGACAUUUUUGAUCCUACCAAAGCAGACUUCAGUGGAAUUUCUGAGCAGGAGAAGCUGUUUGUUUCUGAAGCUAUCCAUGAAGCAAAAAUAGAAGUAACAGAGGAUGGCACCGAAGCAGCAGCUGCUACAGCUGUGGUUUUAUUGAAAAGGUCUCGAGCCCUGGCUUUUAAGGCUGACAGGCCAUUUUUCUUUCUCCUGCGGCAGACCACAGGAAGAAUUCUUUUCAUGGGCCGAGUAAUGGAUCCUCUCGAGUAAAUACAUUUCCAAGUGUUUUACUCCUCCUGGUCUGAAUU
This is a messenger RNA of Chiloscyllium plagiosum (whitespotted bambooshark), 1480 nucleotides long. It is a transcript of the gene serpine3, whose product is annotated as serpin peptidase inhibitor, clade E (nexin, plasminogen activator inhibitor type 1), member 3. Gene Ontology annotation, biological process: negative regulation of endopeptidase activity. The record is from RefSeq and is a predicted model, not a curated record. Lineage: Eukaryota; Metazoa; Chordata; Chondrichthyes; Orectolobiformes; Hemiscylliidae. Gene Ontology annotation, molecular function: serine-type endopeptidase inhibitor activity.